Gadus macrocephalus (Pacific cod) is the source of this 2524-nucleotide messenger RNA. Its product is annotated as equilibrative nucleoside transporter 1-like. The coding region runs from base 1106 to 2413 and encodes 435 amino acids. NCBI's taxonomy places the organism in Eukaryota, Metazoa, Chordata, Actinopteri, Gadiformes, Gadidae. Gene Ontology annotation, cellular component: plasma membrane. Gene Ontology annotation, molecular function: nucleoside transmembrane transporter activity. The record is from RefSeq and is a predicted model, not a curated record. The transcript has 13 exons. Gene Ontology annotation, biological process: nucleoside transmembrane transport; uridine transmembrane transport.
UUUGCUCUGCUCUGCUGAGAAUCAUGUGGUUUCAGAUCAUGCACUGAACUCCAGUCUAUACAAUGCAGUCUAAAGAACUGCUCUGAACUCCACGCUGUCCUUAUGGGGAAAUGUGUGGUGAAAUAUGUUCUUACCUUCUAGUUUAAUAACGUGAUCAGUAAGUUACGAGGAGAGUUGAUUUAAUAAGAGCUGCUUAACAUGUAAAUACUACAAGGUAAUCAGCUCCUCGUUAUCAUUUUAAAUACUCAGACUAUAAGCUAGUCAACACUUACGUCUAAACAAUAUUUAUAUCUACUUUAUGUCUAGUAAUGGUGCAGUGUGUAGAAUUUAGUGGCAUCCUGCGAAAAAUAUUUGGCAGAAAUGUAUUGUAAUAUUCAUAAGUAUGUUUGAUUAGUUUAAAAUCCCAUGAAACACGAAUGGUAAUUUUGAAAGUAACUACUUGGACCGGCCACUGUAACUUCAUGCUGGGAAGGGAGAGGUGAGGGGGAGUGGAUGCCACUAAAUCCUACACACACACACACACACACACACACACACACACACCUUUAAUGAAACAUAUCAAUGCUUGCAUAAACAAUGCAGAUAUUAAUGCUAGAUAUUAAUACUAAAUUGACUAAAUAAACAUUGAUAAUAUAACAUGAAUUCUAAAUAUGAAUUCUUAUAAACCGUUAACACAUCUAAACGAUGGAUUCAGCAGGCAACAUUGUCACAUUGUCAAAAACAGAUAAUAUAGUGCACUGGGGGGGAGGGGGAGAGAGAGAGAGAGAGAGUGAGAGAGAGAGAGAGAGAGAGAGAGAGAGAGAGAGAGAGAGAGAGAGAGAGAGAGAGAGAGAGAGAGAGAGAGAGAGAGAGAGAGAGAGAGAGCGAGAGAGAUAGAGAGAGAGAGACAGAGAGAGAGAGAGAGAGAGAGAGAGAGAGAGAGAGAGAGAGAGAGAGAGAGAGAGAGAGAGAUAGGGGAAAUGAGUCACAUGCUCAAGCUGAGAAGACAAUUUUGAGACCUCAUUUUUUUUGAUGCGUGGAAAACUAGAAGGAACUAGGAGGGGAGGAAAGGGGUUGUUAGGUGGCCAGAUGCCCGAACCAUUCAAGGCGACAUUGAGAACUCAAAAUGUCUACCACUAUACCAAAAGACAAGUACAAGUCUGUGUGGCUGAUCUUCUUCAUGCUGGGCUUGGGGACGCUCCUCCCAUGGAACUUCUUCAUGACGGCCUCCAUGUACUUUACAGGGCGUCUGAAGGAGCCAUCUUCUCCGAACCCCGCUGCCAAUCAAAGUGCUGAGGCUGAGGCGGAGCAUACGCCCAGCCUCCUUGAAUCAAAGUUCAAGAAUGUGAUGACGCUGUGUGCCAUGGUGCCCCUCCUCAUCUUCACCUGCCUCAACUCCGUUCUCCACUCCCUGAUCCCUCAGAAGCUGCGAGUGAUGGGCAGUCUAGUUCUCAUCAUGGCCGUCUUCAUGGUUACAGCCGUCCUGGUCAAGGUGGCCAUGGACCCCCUUCCCUUCUUCACUGUCACCAUGCUGAAGAUUGUCAUCAUCAACUCGUGCGGCGCGGUUCUGCAGGGCAGCCUGUUCGGCAUGGCAGGCCUGCUCCCCGCCUCCUACACCACUCCCAUCAUGAGCGGCCAGGGGCUGGCCGGCACCUUCGCAGCCGUCGCCAUGAUCUGCGCCCUUGCUAGUGGAUCUGCCAUUGACGAUGCAGCGUUUGGAUACUUCAUAACAGCCUGUGUUGUCAUAUUUUUCUCUGUUCUCUCCUAUAUCGCACUCCCAAAAAUGGAGUUCUACCAACAUUACCAGCAGAUCAAGGCCAGUCCUGCAGACUGCAACGAAGGGACCAGCCUCAACCCAAUGAAGAGCGACAGCCAGUGCCAAGACGUGUCCAAGCCCAGCAUCUCCAUGAUGACCAUCUUCAAGAAGGUCUGGGUCCUAGCGGUCUCCGUGUGCUUCAUCUUCACCGUCAGCAUAGGAACGUUUCCCGCCAUCACGUCGGACGUCCAGACGACUAUCGGGGCGGGAACUUCCUGGGAGCGAUACUUCAUCCCGGUCUGCUGCUUCCUGCUCUUCAACGGGAGUGACUGGUUCGGUCGCAGCCUCACUGCCGUGUGUAUGUGGCCAGGGGGAGAGGGUCGGCUGCUGCCCAUGCUGGUGGCAUCCCGGGUGCUGUUCGUUCCUCUCUUCAUGAUGUGCAACGUCCAGCCCAGAGCCUACCUGCCGGUGCUGUUCCCCCACGACGCCUGUUACAUUUUCUUCAUGGUGCUGUUUGGCUUCAGCAACGGAUACCUGGCCAGCCUCUGCAUGUGCUUCGGGCCCAAGAAGGUGGCGCCGCACGAGGCAGAGACUGCGGGGGCGGUAAUGGCGCUGUUCCUGUCGAUGGGUCUGGCCCUCGGAGCGUCCUUCUCCUUCCUAUUCAGAGCACUCGUUUGAAGCCCCCUGCCAACCAGUAUAUGUUUUUUAUGCGUAGAAUCGUGUUGAAGAUGCAUUUUUUUUAUUGAGCUCAUUGUUAGUGUUAUAUUUAAUAAAUUAAAUUUUAAUUUA